Molecule: messenger RNA, 3070 nt
Organism: Varanus komodoensis (Komodo dragon)
Lineage: Eukaryota; Metazoa; Chordata; Lepidosauria; Squamata; Varanidae
Gene: NSUN6
Product: NOP2/Sun RNA methyltransferase 6
Exons: 12
Coding region: 255-1658 (467 amino acids)
Biological process (GO): RNA methylation
Molecular function (GO): methyltransferase activity; RNA binding
Source: RefSeq, a predicted model, not a curated record
GAGAAGACUCAGGCCGCUGUCCUAGGGACACUUCCUCGGGCUUCAGCGCCGUUGGCCGCCAUGCGACUUUCUCCCGAGUAAACGCACAGCUGCUGGCCGCCGCGCAUGCUCUGCUGGGCCUCCCCAAAGCUCGGGAAAGGCGAGGGAAGCCUGGCGCGGCGGGGCGGGGCGAGCUUCGCUGCGGGAGCGGGAGGAAGCCGACUGACUGGCCGGCGGGCCUGUGGCGCGAGAAAAAAGAGAUGACAAUAUAGACUAUGGCUAUUUUCCCCAAAAUCUUACUGAGGCCAGAGGUUGAAGAGUAUCUGAAGGCAACAUUUCAAAAUGAUGAGCUCAUAACUGCGUUGGGUCCAUUAGAAGCUGAACAGAAAUUUGAAUCUCUGUUAAAUAAUUUAUCUCAUCCACCAGUUUUCACAACUGUUCGAGUGAACACUCACUUGGCAUCUGUGGAACAUGUAAGAAACUUGCUUUCUGCAGAGAUCCACAAGCAAUAUGCAAGUCUUAGCGUUCCAGUUCUUCAGCAUCCACAGCUUCCUGACAUCUUACUUAUUCCUGUUAUUGGGCCCCGAAAAGAUCUACAAAAAGUGACAAAUCAAGUUAUUGUUGGUGCACAAUGUGGUAAUGCAGUGCUUCGAGGGGCACACGUCUAUGUACCUGGAAUUAUAUCUGCUUCAAAAUUCAUGAAAGCUGGUGAUGUGGUUUCAGUGUACUCUGAUAUUGAAGGAAAAUGUAAAAGAGGAGCCAAAGAAUUUCUGGGGACAAAAGUUUUUAUUGGAAAUGGGAUUUCUGAACUGAGCCGCAAUGACAUUUUUAAUUCAAAUAGCCCAUUGAAAGGGAUGGGAAUAAAAAUGACAGAGCCAAUUUACCUUAGUCCCUCAUUUGACAACAUGUUAUCCAGUUACCUAUUCUUACAGAAUUUGCCUUCUGCAGUUGUGAGCUAUGUUUUAAAUCCUCAGCCAGGACAAAGGAUUUUGGACAUGUGUGCUGCUCCUGGGGGUAAAACAACCCAUCUUGCAACAUUAAUGGGUGAUGAGGGAGAAGUGAUAGCCAUGGACAAGAUAGCAGACAAAGUGAAAAAGAUUCAACAAAAUGCUGCAUUACUGAAGCUGAAUUGUAUUAAAGCCUUUUGUUAUGAUGGUACUAAGGCACUUGCUGAUAGUGAGAGAGAGACUGGGCAAGAAGGACCUCCAUUCUUACCAGAAUCAUUUGAUCGAAUUCUUCUUGAUGCUCCCUGUAGCGGGAUGGGGCAGAGACCAAAUAUGGCUUAUUCCUGGUCUUUAAAGGAAGUUACUUCUUAUCAACCUUUGCAGCGUAAACUCUUUAGAGUGGCUGUCCAGCUGCUGAAGCCAGGAGGCAUCUUGGUAUACAGUACCUGUACAGUUACUCUUUCUGAAAAUGAAGAGCAAGUUGCUUGGGCACUGGAGACUUUCCCAUGCCUCCAGCUUCAGUUACAAGAGCCCCAUGUUGGAGGAGAAGGCAUGAUGGGAGCUGGGUUGUCACCUGAGCAGUUGAAACGGCUGCAGAGGUUUGAUCCAUCAGAGGCAUUUUUACAGGGAAUAGAUUUAAAUUCAUUGCAAGAUCUGAAAUAUGAAGAUUUGAUAAGAUUGGCAAAUAAGGACUGCAUAGGAUUUUUUAUUGCAAAAUUCAUAAAAGUGCAGUGAAAAUCAUUUUGGAACACAAUAUAAAAAUAUUCUUUCCUUUAACAUUUUGGAAUAUUCUGAACUGUACCUCAUGCUGCUGCAAUGUUGCCAAGCCAACGGACUGACGACACAGUUGCUAUAGCAGCCGUGAAAUCUGCCAGCUGUUUCCCUUGGGAGAGAUCUACAGGUUGGAGAAACAAGUCGGAGGGAAUGGGCAGUUGCAGUCUGGAAGGCUCUGUUUGGUUUUGUAUUAACAGUAGUUCACUGAUUCUAGAAAUGUGCUUUUUCCUUAGUUUGCCCAGAUGAUUGAAUUUCAAAAGACAUUUAUAAUCGUGUACAAUUAGAAGCCUGCUUUCAAAGUAUAUUAUACUUGACAAAAUAUCAGUAAUGAAAAUAUUGGUCAUAUUUUAUAAAGUCUUGCUUACUGAUUUCUCAGAGUGCUGUUUUGAAAAACAAUUCUAUAUUACUAAAUAUCAUCAUUCAACAGAAAGCAGUUUUAAGUGAGACAUCGUGCUGAUAUCUUAAUUGUUAUAUUGCUUAUAUUUCUUAGGAAAUGCAAAUCAGGGUGCUCCAAGAUCAACUGAGCUGUAUUCCAUGCUGGGUCAGAGCCAAAGUAAUAUUAGAAUUGAGGGAACAAGACCAAUGCUGCUGUCAUUUUCUGCAUUCUGUCCUAAAGGAGAUAGCAACUCAGAAUCUUAGUAUUCCCACUGCUUUUUAUAUUUCCCCUUUUUAAAGCCUGUACAAUCCUAGGCACCCUUUCAUUGCCCUAUUUUGUUUCGGGUUUAUAGGUUAGGGAAUUCCAUUGCAUUUCAAGAACUGAGAAACUGAUAAGUAACACCGGCACUGAUAUAAAAAAUGUAUGUUGAUGGAGAGAGUUAAGGUGGUGGGGCAGCUAGCACUCUCACACUCUCCUAUCCAUUUUGACCGGUUAGGGAAGAAUCAUAACUGGUGAGACAUGUAUGCUAAAAGCCAGGAAUCAUUAAGGCAAAUGCACAGGAUCAUGGCUAAAGUUGUAACUUAGAAUGUGGCAACUGGAAAAUGAGCUAUCUGUAAUAUCCUGUCAAGGACUGGUAAGAAUUUUGCCGCCGUAAUAACUGUAUGCAACAUCUAUGGCAAGGAACAGUCCUCUCAGUGUGAGAUUCUUUCGAUAAAAAAACAGGGAACAUUGAUUGCUUUCAUGUUCUCUCUGUGAGCCUUUCAUUUGUUUGGCUGAUGUUACAGGUAGAUGGCUGGACUAAUGCUGUUAGAGUAUUGUACUCUAAAUAAACUCAUUUGUAUAUCCAUCUAUGUUUGGCUGAUGUAAGGUGGCAUACAGAGACUAGGAACAGUUCUUAUACCUCCUUUAAAGAAGGCAGAGGAAGAAGGCCAACAAGAAGGAUUCUGAAACAGUCAAGGCAGAAAAUAACUUUGAAGUAAAGAGCUUGUGUGACUUA